UAAUAGAAUUUUCAUGGACUUUUUUGGGAUCCCUUUCUUCGCUAUAUAAAGUAAUACUUAAUAAAAGUAUUUGAAAAAUUUGAUCAGCAAAGUGGAAUAAACCAAGAUACUGGUAUUGGUAGUUCGUUAAAUUUAAUGAAAAACCAUUUUCCCAAAAGAUCAUUUCUACUUUUUUUAUAAAAUUAAGUCCAUCAAUUUCAAGUUAGUUUCAUAGAAUUUGUGGUUGUAAUCACUUCAUUGAACGCAGGUUAUCUUCAGAAAUAAUGAGUGUUGACAAAGCUUGAUCAGAGAUUCCUCACAAUAAAGAAUUUGAAUCCUUAUUUAAAUCUCCAAAAUCUUCAGAUUUAACUCUUCUAAGGUGUGAAUACGAUUGCCAAUAUCUCAAUACUAUAUUGAUAUUGUCACAUUUUUGUAUAAUAGUGUUUAAUCAUUAUCCAAAUAUCAACGGUCAAAAUUGAGUACAAAAAACCGUUCGUCAUUUAUUUAAUAGACUUUUCCUCCCUCUUUCAUAGUAAUUCUUUCUUUAUGAACACAUCAUUUCUAUGACUUUAAUAUUUAAACCAAUGGAUAUAUGGUCAUUAUCCAUCAAAAUUCUGAAAGAGACACUACGUAUAUAUAUAUAUACAUUUAAUUAUGUAAUCCCAAUUUGUAAGAGGAGUAAGAGUCUUUUUAAUGAUUUGAUAAAAGAUUUCACAGGUUCGAUCUCGGUUCUUCCACUUCACGUUUCAACAAAAAUUUUCCGAGUUUCCGUUCUUGAGAUCAUCGCGACACAAAACAGGCAUUCGAUGUGCGUACAUCGAGAAAGUAAAAAAAAAAAAAACUCGCGACGGACUACAUAAAUGCUCCUGCUUCGCAGGGCAUUAAAAGAAAAAGUAAACUCGCGACGGACUACAUAAAUGCUGUGCUUCGCACCGCAUUAAAAAAAACUCGCGCACGACUACAUAAAUGCUGUGCUUUGCACCACAUUAAAAAGACUCGCGACGGACUACAUAAAUGCAUUGCUUCGCACCGCAUUAAAUAUUUCAUUUUGAAAUUUAACUUCGUAUUAUUUUCUUCUGUAAAUGUAAAUUUCUUAAUUCUAUUUUUAAAAUCGUUGCCUCUCAUCAAACAUUGAAAAAAAAUUCAUUUAAAUUACAGAAUUUUCUUUUAAUUCUUCAUCAUAGACGGACAUCUAUCGAAUAACAAAAUUCAAUUCGCUUUUCAUCUUCCUGAUUGAUUUACAACAAAAAAAAAGGCGCUGUCAUUAUCUGAUAGAAAAACAAUUACUGUUUAUUUCAUUCUUACAUAUUGUACACUAACUUAUCAAACUACAAAUAAUGACAAAAAAAGCCAUAUGAAAUGAUCAAAUUCUUGCUGAAAGUGAUAAAACCAUUGUCGUAGAAAAUAAUCAUUAUUUUCCACUGGAUUCAAUUAAAAAAGAAUUUUUCAAAGAUUCAAAUACUCAUACAACAUGUGGUUGGAAAGAUGUAGCAUCCUAUUAUACAAUAGUUGUCAAUGAUAAAGAAAAUGCAGAUGCACCUUGGUAUUAUCCAAAUCCAAAAGAAGUAGCUAAUAAUAUAAAAGAUUAUAUUGCAUUUUGGAAAGGUGUUCAAGUUGAAUGA
Molecule: messenger RNA, 1601 nt
Organism: Rotaria sp. Silwood1
Lineage: Eukaryota; Metazoa; Rotifera; Eurotatoria; Philodinida; Philodinidae
Source: the annotation of a GenBank genome assembly